AUGGGCUGCACUGAGCAAGAGCUUCCUGAUACGUGUGGAGAGAAGGGGGACGGCAGCGGGAACGGGGCUCUCCCCUCUGGCAACGGGAACGGGGCCCCCGGCAACGGGAACGGACACCGGGCAACGGGAACGGGCCACUCGGCAACGGGAACGGGCCCCCAGCAGCGGGAACGGGAAGGGGCCUCCCCGAAACGCAGCUUUGCUGGGUGCCGUGGCAGGCUGGCCGGCCGGGUUCGCCAGGCUCCUCAUGCAGUUAAAGGAGGCUUUAACUUGGGGCUGGCCAUUCCCCCUCUCCCCGGCAACGCCAGGAGCCUGGGAAUGCUCCGCACAGCCCCCCACCUAAUAUAUCAAGGAUAUCCAGGACUCUCUGAGCAAGAAGCUUUAUGCAAAAAAGCAGGCCCUCCGCUGAAAAGCUCAGUGUCAGCAGACAGAGAAAAUACCGUUGGAGCAAUUUCUCACCUGUAUUGUAUUUUACUCUUUGUAUUCUGUUUGGUAACUGUUUAUUCUGAUUAUGCAGGUUACCCUUUCCCUACUGCUCCUCCUGUGGAUCCAUUUGCAAAAAUCAGAGUAGAUGACUGUGGAAAAACUAAAGGAUGCUUCAGGUAUGGUAAACCUGGAUGUAAUGCAGAGACUUGUGACUAUUUUCUAAGUUACCGUAGAAUAGGAGCUGAUGUUGAAUUUGAGUUGAGUGCCGAUACUGAUGGCUGGGUGGCAGUGGGAUUUUCUUCAGACAAGAAAAUGGGAGGCGAUGAUGUCAUGGCUUGUGUUCAUGAUGAUAAUGGAAGAGUCCGAAUCCAGCACUUCUAUAAUGUUGGGCAGUGGGCUAAAGAAAUCCAGAGAAAUCCUGCUAGAGAUGAAGAAGGGGUCUUUGAAAAUAAUCGCGUAACCUGUCGAUUCAAGCGUCCUGUAUACGUUCCCCGAGAGGAAACUAUUGUAGAUCUGCACCUGAGUUGGUACUACUUGUUUGCCUGGGGUCCAGCAAUUCAGGGUUCUAUAACUCGUCAUGACAUAGACUCCCCACCUGUAUCAGAGCGUGUUGUCAGUAUUUACAAGUAUGAAGAUAUUUUCAUGCCUUCAGCUGCCUAUCAGACCUUCUCUUCUCCCUUCUGCCUGCUCCUCAUUGUUGCACUGACCUUCUAUUUAUUGAUGGGAACCCCCUGACUGCUGGAAAAGAGCACGAAUUGUCAGUGAAAGUUUCUCAGGAUGGAUGCAUAGAUGGAUGGAUGGAUGAUGCACUUUUAUAUUGGAAUUUAUAUCACACCACCACCAUCAUCUUGCUGCUUUUGAAUAUAGUUAGCUUCUCUGGAGAAGGAAACAUCUCCAUCGAGUGGCAGAGUGGUGACAAGUCAUGUAAGAAAAAUCAGUGAACAAAUAGCAGAUUUUUUCAGUGUUAUGACUACUUGCUUAAGAAAAGAAGAUUUUUGUAAAAUCCUUGUGUGUGUGCGUGCGUGUGUGUGUGUGUGUUUGUGGGGGUGUCUCUGUGUGUGUUUGAGAGACGUUAGUGUUCGAUAUCUUAUCAAACAGCAAAAAUGCCUUUCAAAUUGCUUCCUGAAAAGCUGAAUUGGGGAAAUAUUAUAGUGCUGUUUGACACUUUUGGUGCAGAUGGCACAAGUGCAAGUACAGAUGCUGAACUUAAGAUCAGGCUAUUGAUUCCACAGUAUAAAUCCUACCCUAUUGAUAGGAUACCCUCUCUCUCUCUCUUUUUUUAAAUAUAUAUUAAUUGAAGUUUACUUAUUCUGGUACUUUCUGAAACUAAACAUACAUAAUCAAGCAUAAACAUGAUGGUUUUUUAAACAGGCGGAAAGGAAAAUAAUGUAAAAUCUCUAUACAUAGAAAAAUAAGUGUAAACCUGAACCUACACAUUCCCAAGAAGCCAUAGACCAUUCCCCUAAUAGAUGAACUAAUUUUUUUUUUCUCUUUUUAUGAUGGAACAUUAAUAUUGUUGACAUGUAAAUAUGUUUUUAAGCAGUUGUUUAGUCACAUUAAGGAAUCUUUUUUUGUUGUUAUAUACUUAUACACACUGUUCAUGUUACAGAUGAAUAUGGGCAGCUGAUGUUAACUGUUAUAUAGAGAUGAAAAUACACUUGACAUUAUUUAUAAGGAAAAAUAACGAUUAAUAAAAAGAAAAGUGGUCUCAGUUUCAUCAAACCAUUCCUAAAAAUAUGGUGAUUGUGGAAAAAUAUAAGAUGAAGAAGAAAUACAUUAGAAUUUUUUCACCAACAAAUAUUACAUAAAAUGAAUGCUAGAUGUUAUCAAAAUGGAAAUUGUCAAAAUAUAUUUGUGAGCCACAGAAUAUUAAAAAAAUACUGAAUUAUUGUGCAGAAUUUCUCAUCUUUACAUGUACACACAUAGCAGUAAAACGUACUUAAAGUUGCUCUUUCACAUCCCAACUUGCCCUAUUGGACCAAGAUUUCAGCCUCUGGUGUGACAAACUAGAGGAGCCAGUAAUCCUGGUUCUAGCAAAUUAUCUGAUGGGCCUCCUGUCUACUAGAAGGGUGUAGAAUGGUUAAAAAUAAAUAACUA
Molecule: messenger RNA, 2523 nt
Organism: Nothoprocta perdicaria
Lineage: Eukaryota; Metazoa; Chordata; Aves; Tinamiformes; Tinamidae
Gene: FRRS1L
Product: ferric chelate reductase 1 like
Exons: 5
Coding region: 1-1161 (386 amino acids)
Biological process (GO): regulation of glutamate receptor signaling pathway
Source: RefSeq, a predicted model, not a curated record